This is a messenger RNA of Vitrella brassicaformis, 4149 nucleotides long. NCBI's taxonomy places the organism in Eukaryota, Vitrellaceae. The record is from the annotation of a GenBank genome assembly.
GGGAGGACAACGGAACACGAUGCAGUGAGAUGGAUGGAUCCGCAAGGAGCCGGCAGAUCUACGGACACUGUGUGGUUGACCGUGGUUGCAAUGGGCGGACAGAUGCGUGGUGCCGUGCUCGUGCAUGGCCAUGGUGUACAUCCGUGACAGCGAUGAGUGACGUACGUGUCAUCAAAAAUCGCUCAUCACUGUGGCAGCGCAUGCGUGUACACCACAUGCACCAUGCGCAAGCCCGCCAACUCCACGUACGCACAAGCCAGAGAGAAAUCGACGAGCAGCUAGUGCAUAUGAAUAAAGGGCAAGCACACCACACACCGUGCAAACAGGGCGGAGAGAGAAAGGCAUGAUUACACGAACGUGACUAUCUGUCUGCCCGCCAGCAACGGCAACGCGCAUGGCUCUAGAUAUCACUUUCCUGCCCCCUCCCCCUCCCGCUCCCCCUGCCUCUCCCCGCCCUCUGCAUGCGGCACAUCCUCACUGUCGUACGACACCUUCUUCUGCCACACCUGGUGACCGCCGUGACCGUGACCAUGGCCAUGGCCAUGCCCGCCAUGCCCACCACCACCACCACCACCUGCUGCUGCUGCUGCUGCUGCUUUGGACGAGGGCUUGUUGUCCUUGGGCUGAGUGCUGCUGGAGGGAUGGAGCUCCCCGCCGCCGUAUGACCGGCUCCUCUGUCGACCUGACUUGGCCUUGCCGCCUCUUCCGGCAGCCGGAUGCUGCUCGUGGUGGACAGGGAUGUCCUUGUCGUGCCACUGACCCUUGAGGAUGCGCAGCAAUGUGUUGACCGCAUCACCACACUGUAUGAGAGAGAGAGAGAGAGAGAGAGAAGUGUUGGUUGGUUGGCCAUCUGCACCCAGUCAGUGUAUCUCUGUCUGUCUGGCCGCCACCGCACCCACCUGUAUGCCUUGUCUGUUGACGACCAUCCUGCCGGUCUGUUUCCACCGCUGCAGGAAGGUGUCCUGUGUGUGCUGACUCACGCGUUCCGCCUUCUCCGUAGUCGGGCUGUACAGACGCUUCAAGUGACUCCUGCAACCACACGCACACAAAACCGGACAAACGACAGACAGGUGCUUUGACGUGCCACUGCACGUCAGUCCUCAUGAAGCCUCCCCAGGCACCGCACCUGAUGUCGAAUAGCAGUGCGCUGGGCGGCAUGCUUCUGAGGAGGUCGGUGGCGGGCAAGGGGGGAAGGGCCUGGUCAACCUGGGGCUCCGUGUAGCUCUGCACUCAGCCAUCCAUCCAUCCAUCGUGCACACGAAAAACGCAUCAAUCGAGGUCCAUCCGUGUUGUGUUUCAGAGAGGGCCUGGCCUUUGGUUCUUGGCUUACGGCGACAUGGGAUUGGCCAUCUGUGAAGGCAGUGAGGCUCAGCGGCAGCGCGUAGUGGCUAGCGAUCAAUAAAGGCACGCAAGGAGGCCCGUGCAAGCUCAGGCCAAAUGCUCGUGGCUGUUUGGGUGGCCGACAUACCUUUCAUCUUUGCCGUCACUCGCGACCUCGACGGGGGAGAGCAUCUUGACGAUCUGCCGACAGAGACGGACACACGAGAGCUGGGCGUGGCGUCAUGUAUGUGCGUGUGGCCCACUGCAGUGCACUGCCCGUCACUGACUUGAUGCAACACGCUGUCCUGCGCCAGCUGGGGUACGGGCAGCUCCGGAACCAACACCACCUGCACGACACACGAGCACACACAAAACACAGGGCAGCCACCGUCCCGUCACGAAUGUCGUCAGAUGCACGCUGUCAGUCUGCCUGUCCCCUCUCUCUCCCUGACUGACUGACCACAGGGACGGUCUCUGUGGUGUUGGGUUCGAGUAUGAGUGGUGGCAUGUCAAUGCGCGUGGGGGCGCUGGCGAGUCGGGAUGGGAUGCGGGGCGUCUCCUUGCCGUACACAGCAUCGUGGAUCGCACGCAGACCUGAGACGGCCUCGCUGCUCGACACCACAAACGUGAUGUUGUUCUCGCUGCAACCCUGCCAUGACACAGACCACACCGGGAGGGAGCACGCGUGGAUCAUGUGUGUGCAAUUAAUUGGUGGAUGGAUGGAUGGGAUGGAUGCCGUACGCCCCUUGUGCCCCUGUCUGUCUACUUGGGUGACGGCGAUGAUGUUGACGCCGGCGACUGCGAAUGCGGUUGCGAGUCUGCCGAGGAUGCCCCUGGAGCCACACAUGUUCUCGCCAACCGCACAGAUGAUGGUGCACUUGGAAGUCAAGGUCACACUCAUCGACUCUGAUGGAUGAACGACAUCAGACGGCAGUCAGGUGCCGCGUGCCAGAACUGGGUUUCUCCCUCCCUCCCUCCCUCACUUUCGUGCAUCUCUUUGUAGAAUGCAUUGCGCACGGCGUCUGCCGCUCGCUGGGCGUCACGGGACACCACAGCGAAGCUUAUCGAGUGCUCCGAUGACGCCUGCAUGACAUGGAAGGCACGGAUCCAUACACCGCAACGCACCAAGGCAGCCAAUUGAAUUGUCCAUUCCACUCACCGACCUCCCCACCCACCAGCGCACCGACCUGUGAGAUCAUGACAACGGAGCAGCUGGCUUCGUUGACGGCCGCGAAGAGGCGGCUGGCGAUGCCCGGUACACCGAUCAUCGACGAGCCCUCGAGAGUCACCAACGUGAUGUCUGCUAUCAUCGUGAACGCCUGACACACACACGACACACACGACACAAGGACACAGUAGGUACAGACCCGUGAACACAUUGGUGUGUCGAUUGAUGACAGCUCACUUUGCAUGGCGAGACGUCCAUGAGGGUGAAGUCGUCAGUGUGUGGGCCGUCGCACUCGCCGUCGUGUUUGCUGCCGUUGACGUUGGCGGCAUUAGGUGGGGAGGAAGGGGCGCACAGUGGCGACACAACCUGGCUGCGGUGGUUGCUGAGGGACGGACAGGACAGGGAGGGGGGGAGAAAGAAGGUUAGCUUGUGACUGUAUCGUGUUGGGUCUGUGACUGUAGCUCAGCUGACCUGAUGAGUGUGCCUGAUGAUUCUGGUCUGAGGGAGCUCCUCAGGUGGAUGGGGAUGGAGUGCUGAAUGCACGGAUGCAUCGUGAAUGGAUGCAACACCUGACCACACACACACACACAUACACAGGGGGAGAAUAAAGACACAUAUAUAAUGUCCCGCCCUGCCCUGCCCUCCCCACCGCUCACUCACCUUAGCUCCGAAAUAGGCCAGCUCGAUGGCCUCGGUAUAGGACACGAAAGGCAGGCGGAAUGCGGCGGGGACCUUCCUGGGGUCGGCCGUAUAGACGCCGUCCACAUCUGUCCAUAUGACCAGCUUGCUGGCCUUGAGCAGCGCCGACAGCAGCGAGGCCGAGUAGUCGCUGCCGUUCCUCUUGAGCGUCGUGGGUGUGCCGCUCUGGGUGGAGCAGAUGUAGCCCGUCACCACCACUAUGUCCACGUCGGGGUGCGUCUCCAUCCACUUGUCCAUGUGCUUCUGCGACUUGGGGAAGUCGAGCAGCACCCGCUCGUGCACCGACAUGCUGCCCGACCGGCUGGAGGGGUCCUGCACCGUCAGGAUGUCGCGGGCGUCGAUCCACUCCACCUGCCGCCCCUCACCGGCCUUGUGCACCCGCUCCCGCAGCAGCGCCCUCAGCAGCUGGGCCGACCACAGCUCGCCGUAGCCCGUGAUGAGCUCCUUCAUCGUCUCUGGGCAGGUGCCCGUUAUCGACACCGCCUUGAGGAUGUCCUUGAUGUCCUCGAUGUCCCUCUCCAGCGUCGACUGGAAGGCAGCCGCAUCCUCGGCGCUGAAGUCGCCCGCCGCCGCGAGUGUCUGCACCGUCUGGAUGUGCUUGUCGUGGAUCCGGCCUGUCAGCGACAGAUAGCCGGCCUUUUCGUCCUUGUGCGGGGUCUUCUUCCGUACGUGGAAGGCCGCAGCCGCCUCGGUGCAUGAGGCGAAGAGGGAGUCGGUGACGCCUGCCAUGGCAGAGACCACCACCGCCAGCCGGGCAGGGGCAGUGGCCGCACUCUGCAGCACCAGGGUGGCCACAUUCUGGUAGCGAUCAGCGCUGCCGACGCUCGUGCCGCCGAACUUGUGCACCAUCCAUGACGGAGGCAUCACGAAGGACGGAUGCUCCCCGGCCGAUGACAUCUCUGCCGAUGGAUCACCACAGAUCUCUGCUCUCUUGACGCCUUCUCUCUCCUGCCCGCUCAGCU